AUGAUGAGCUUCGGCGGCGCCGACGCGCUGCUGGGCGCCCCGUUCGGGUCGCUGCACGGAGGCGGCAGCCUGCACUACGCGCUGGCUCGGAAGGGCGGCGCGGGCGGAGCGCGCUCGGCCGCCGGCUCGUCGAGCGGCUUCCACUCGUGGGCGCGGACGUCCGUGAGCUCCGUGUCGGCCCCGCCGGGCCGUUUCCGCGGCGCGGCCGUCGCCUCGAGCACCGACUCGCUGGACACGCUGAGCAACGGGCCGGAGGGCGGCGUGAUGGCGGUGGCGGCGCGCAGCGAGAAGGAGCAGCUGCAGGUGCUGAACGACCGCUUCGCGGGCUACAUCGACAAGGUGCGGCAGCUCGAGGCGCACAACCGCAACCUGGAGGGCGAGGCGGCGGCGCUGCGGCAGCAGCAGGCGGGGCGCGCGGCCAUGGGCGAGCUGUACGAGCGCGAGGUGCGGGAGAUGCGCGGCGUCGUGCUGCGCCUGGGCGCCGCGCGCGGCCAGCUGCGCCUGGAGCAGGAGCACCUGCUCGAGGACAUCGCGCACGUGCGGCAGCGCCUGGACGACGAGGCCCGGCAGCGCGAGGAGGCCGAGGCGGCGGCGCGCGCGCUCGUGCGCUUUGCGCAGGAGGCCGAGGCGGCGCGCGCCGAGCUGCAGAAGAAGGUGCAGUCCCUGCAGGAGGAGUGCGGCUACCUGCGGCGCCACCACCAGGAGGAGGUGGGCGAGCUGCUCAGCCAGAUCCAGGGCUGCGGCGUCGCGCAGGCACAGGCCCAGGCCGACGCGCGCGACGCCCUCAAGUGCGACGUGACGUCCGCGCUGCGCGAGAUCCGCGCUCAGCUCGAAGGCCACACGGUGCAAAGCACGUUGCAGUCCGAGGAGUGGUUCAGAGUGAGGCUGGACCGACUGUCGGAGGCAGCCAAGGUGAACACAGAUGCCAUGCGCUCGGCACAGGAGGAGAUAAGUGAGUACCGGCGCCAGUUGCAGGCCAGGACCACCGAGCUGGAGGCACUCAAAGGCACGAAGGACUCGCUGGAGAGGCAGCGCUCUGAGCUGGAGGACCGUCAUCAAGCCGACAUCGCCUCCUACCAGGACGCUAUCCAGCAGCUGGACGCUGAGCUGAGGAACACCAAGUGGGAGAUGGCAGCCCAGCUCCGAGAGUAUCAGGACUUGCUCAAUGUCAAGAUGGCUCUGGAUAUUGAGAUUGCGGCUUACAGAAAACUCCUGGAGGGUGAAGAGUGUCGGAUUGGCUUUGGUCCCUUCUCCCUUCCAGAAGGACUCCCUAGAGUCCCUUCCACGGCCACGCACAUAAAGGUCAAAAGUGAAGAGAAGAUCAGGGUGGUAGAAAAGUCAGAGAAGGAAACGGUGAUCGUGGAGGAACAGACAGAGGAGAUACAAGUGACCGAAGAAGUGACUGAAGAAGAGGAGAAAGAGGCCAAAGAGGAGGAGGGCGAGGAGGAACAGGGAGAAGAGGAGGAAGCAGAAGAGGCUGCAUCCCCAGAGAAGGAGGACAAGUCUCCAGAGAAGGAAGAGGCUAAAUCACCAGCCAAGGCCGAGACCCCCAUGAAAGAAGAAGCAAAAUCGCCAGCUGAGGUGAAGUCCCCUGAGCAGGCCAAGUCCCCAGUGAAGGAAGAGGCUAAGUCCCCAGCAAAGGAGGAAGCCAAGUCCCCAACUGAGGUCAAAUCCCCAGAGAAGGCCAAGACCCCAGUGAAGGAAGAAGCAAAAUCUCCAUCUGAGGUCAAAUCCCCAGAGAAGGCCAAGACCCCAGUGAAGGAAGAAGCAAAAUCGCCAUCUGAGGUCAAAUCCCCAGAGAAGGCCAAGACCCCAGUGAAGGAAGAAGCAAAAUCGCCAUCUGAGGUCAAAUCCCCGGAAAAGGCCAGGUCUCCGAUGAAGGAAGAAGCUAAGUCCCCUGAGAAGGCCAAGACUCUUGAUGUGAAGUCCCCAGGAGCCAAGACCCCAGUGAAGGAGGAAGUAAGGUCCCCUGCAGACAUCAAGUCACCCGUAAAGCCCAAAAGUCCUGGCAAGGAGGAGGUCAAGUCCCCGGAGAAGGUCAAAUCUCCCGUGAAGGAGGCGGCCAAGGCUCCUGAGAAAGAGGUCUCCAAGAAGGAAGAGGCGAAGUCCCCCAUGAAGGAAGAAGAGAAACCUCAGGAGGUGAAAGUCAAAGAGCCACCAAAGAAGGCGGAGAAAGAGAAAGCUCCAGCCACACCAAAAACCGAGGAGAAGGACAGCAAGAAAGAUGAGGCGCCCAAGAAGGAGGCUCCCAGGCCCGAGGUCCAGGAGAAGCCCAAAGAACCCGUAGCCGAGGCCAAGAAGGAAGAGGCUGAGAAGAAAAAAGCAGUGACUCCCGAGAAGGAGGCUCCUGCCAAGGAGAAGGAAGAGGCGAAAGCCAAAGAGAAGACGGAGGUGGACAAGAAGGAACCAGAUGACGCCAAGGCCAAAGGACCCGGCAAAGCGGCAGAGAAGGGGCCAGAAAAGCCAAAGAAGGAAGAGACGUCGGCGGCACCCGAGAAAAAAGAUGCCAAGGAGGAGAAGGCCGCAGAGGCCAAGAAGCCCGAGGAGAAACCCAAACCAGAGGCCCAAGCCAAGGAAGAGCCGAGCAAGGAGGCCGCCGCACCCAGCAAAGCCAAGACGGAAAAGGCCGAGAAGUCCUCGAGCACAGACCACAAAGACAGCAGGCCCCCAGAGAAGGCCGCAGGAGACAAGGCCGCCAAGGGGGAGAAGUAG
Messenger RNA from Eptesicus fuscus (big brown bat), 2712 nucleotides. It is a transcript of the gene NEFH, whose product is annotated as neurofilament heavy chain. The transcript is spliced from 4 exons. Gene Ontology annotation, molecular function: structural constituent of postsynaptic intermediate filament cytoskeleton. The coding region runs from base 1 to 2712 and encodes 903 amino acids. The record is from RefSeq and is a predicted model, not a curated record. Gene Ontology annotation, cellular component: axon; neurofilament. Gene Ontology annotation, biological process: axon development. Lineage: Eukaryota; Metazoa; Chordata; Mammalia; Chiroptera; Vespertilionidae.